AUGAGCAAGAAAUUCAAAUCACAGGCAUCAAGCGCCCGUGCUGCCUCUGCUACCUUUGGGUCGUCCUCCUUCGGUUUCGGCGCGCCCUCCAACGGCUUCAAGUCCGCAGCUUCGCCGUUGUCCUAUAUCACUGAGCAACCUGACCUCAGCGGCGUGUCUAAUCCUCACAUUAUCGUCGCCCUCCGCAACCUGGGCAAGAAAGAUAGCACUACGAAGGCCAAAGCACUAGAGGAGCUGCAGGAGCAUAUCAGCUCUGUCACGUCCGCUGACCAAAUCGAUUCCAGCUUACUCGAAGCAUGGGUCGGCCUAUAUCCUCGUACCUCUAUCGAUAAUUCUCGACGAGUUCGACAGCUUGCACAUGCCCUUCAGGGGUCCCUCACUGCGGUCUCCGGCAGACGAAUUGCGCCACUUCUAUCCAAGGUCGUCGGACCGUGGCUCUCUGGGGUCUACGACAGCGACAAGUUGGUGGCGCGGGCAGCUCAAGAUUCAAUUUCAACGGCAUUCAAAACUGAGGAGAGAAGGCGGGCAUUGUGGAAGAUCUACAAAGAUGCGCUCAUUGAAUAUGCUGAGGAUGCCAUAUUGGUCCAGACCCCCAAGACCUUAAGCGAUGAACGCUCGACAAGCCCCGAUGACGCUGAAACGAAAUUUGUGCGUGUUGUUGGAAAUGCCAUCUACAUGCUCCGUCAAGUUUUAAAGAGUAACUUCCCCGGAACCUCUGACGGAGGGGUGACUGAAGUGCCUGAAGGCCUCAAGAAGAUUGUGACAGACAAGGGUCUCUGGGAAUACUCCUACUCUGAAGAUCCUAAUCUACGCAGAGCCGUGUGUUCUCUGGUUGCCGUCUGCACAGAGACGGUUAGUGAACACCUGAGUUGGAACGCCAUAAGUACAUGCUUUAUCGGCAAAGCUCUGCACAGCAGUCAACUUGGCUCAUCGCGCCAACUAACAGAGGCACUUCUGCUCCUGACAGUGCACCGACCUGAGAUCUGGACCUCAGAUUACACAUCAAAGACAUCAGCAUCAAAAAGAUUGUUCCAGUAUAUGAGGAAUGGGUCGCAAAGAGGACCGGCGGAUUUUUGGACCACGAUUGCUACACUUCUCCGCCGAAUUCCCCUCGAAAUCUGGGCUCCGGACCACCUCGAUGGCACGAUUCAAUUGACAUCCGCAACAACUUUGGUCAAUACUUUCCGUGCUGGCGUGUCCCAUCCGGAAGAACCCCGCCAGAAUCUCCCGACUGCAUGGUCGGCCUACGCCAGCAUAUGCUUUUGGGUUCUGGACAUGCUCCAUGACGAAGAUUCGAAAUCCACCUUGACGAACGAAGAGCUAUUUCCUCUGGUGACCCAGUUCAUCUCCCAAAACGCACAGCAAACUUCCUGGAAACUACCCACAUCCUGUGACUUGCAGAUUUCAGCGAAGAUAUUGGCCAAUAUCCUCCAUCACGGCUUAAACUAUGUCUUUGAGACUGCGUGGCUAAGUUUGUGCCAGGAAGUUUCCGAUUGUAUAAAGCUGUCACUUCCAGAGACUUCCAAGGACUUUUCAAAGUCCCAGGAUGCUGUUGUUGCUCAAGCACAACGUCUGUUCCGUUUGAAGUCAUCUAUCUUGCAGCCUGAUGUUCUCAGCCAGGCUGAAAGGUCACAUGCACUGCGUGUCUUCGAGAAAGGUGAUGAGGAUUUGAUCCGUGUUGCAACGGACCUCUUGAGAACUCGGAACGGCAAGCCUUAUUCCGCGGCAUUUGUCCUCGAGAGCAUCACGGCUAACCCGGAGUCGCCGAGGCCUCAGUGGCUUGAAUCCUUCUUGACUUCAGAUGCCCUGGCUUUGCUCAGCAGCCCUUCUGCGGAAUAUAUUAUUGCCAUUAUUCUAGGCCGUGGUCAGAACAUUGAGCAAACUAUCUCAACCUUGAUCCAUUCUAGCGAAAACAAAUACUGUGCAAGUGCACUUUCAAGACUUCUCAGUCAGCUAUCAGAAGAAGAGCUCUCGGUGAAUUCCGAACUUGAAACCUUUGUUCUGCAUAAUAUUUCUGCUUCUCUUGGAGAAGAUUCUGUCCAACGAAUGACGCGGGCAAUUCUACAGAAUCCGAAGCUUCACGCUUCGAACUUUUGGAAAAGAUGUACCCAAUGUAUUCUUGCUCAGUUAUCUUCCGACACAGAUGCAGCGUCUCAACAGAGCACGCUCAAUUUCCUUCUUAGUCUCUUCAGCCGCCCUGAUACCGUCCAUCUAGUCUCAAGCGGCUUAGGAGGUGAGCUUCUAUCACGACUCCUCGUGUUAUCAGACUCCCAGCACCAUGACACGGCAGACUUGGCGAACUUAUUGAUAUCAAAGAUCAAAGCAGCACCUUCAGGCCAAGAUUCAGCUGCCACGACUUCCACCAUGGUCAUUGCGGACCAGCUUUCUGGCAAUGGUGUUCCAUUGUCUAUCUUUACGUUGAUCGACCUUGCGAAAGACACAUUGAAGAAUAAGCCGCUGGACAGCGCUGAGUCGGUACCAGGAAUCUUACCUUCUGCUGCUCAAUGGGGCGAUGCCCUCAGAAGUCAGAUUGGUGGAAGACGCCCUCGUUCGUUAGCUGUCACCAAUGCUCUCCAUGGUAUCAUAUUUCUGAUUGAGCAAAAAGAUGCUCGAGCACCGACUCGGCAUCUUCGAGAUAUGGAUGAAUUCUCUCUUCUGUUCCGACUCGUCUUAUAUGUCACCAGGAUUGCCUCCGACACUGAUAUUCUCUCGAGGUUAUCCGCAGAGCAAUUGGGUGUACUCUAUGUCCAUUACCCAUUGGCAUUACAGCUUGUGAAUGAGAAACUGACCAUGGAGUCAGCAAAUGAUAUCUGGCAGAACACAAGCAACGAGGUCGUUGAUGAAGCUGCAGACGUUCUCUCUCAGGGAAACUCGCUGGUGCAAAACUGGAUCCACGAUGAUGGCCUGAUCAAUACCUGGAUCGACGCAAUUCGCUCAACGGUCGGUCUGACGCCUCAGUCGUAUCUGACGGGUUUAGCAUUUACGGACAUUGCAUCCCGGUAUGCCGAUGAAUAUGGGUUGAGUCGCAUCUUAUCAUCCUUUAAUACCGAGAUGGAAGAGCUUCAUAGGGCGCCAGAGGCUAUACGAUCAGCAAGCCUGAUAUGUGUCUGUCGCGAUAAAGUCGUCAGUACUCAGCAAGGACGCAGGCUCCUCAAUGAGCUGAUCAGUAUGGGCACGGAUACGAAAUCUGAAGAUUCGGUUAUGGGACUACGCCCUCUCGUUCUGCUCGACUUACUCCUCGACGGCCGCUCAGAACCCUUGAAUGAAAUCCCUGGCCCACGGUUGAUCUUCUUCGCACAAAGGCUAUCCCGUGUAUUGAUUGAUGCGUCUGACGACCUGGGGUAUCAAACGGAGGCAAUGAGACUACUCGAUCCGGUUCUCUCCGCCUCCAAAGACGUCUAUGGUGCACAUUGGGACAACAUUUUACAACAUAUAGUUUCAUUGUGGCACGAUGGACACGAUUUGGCAGAUAACAUCCCUCUCCUGCAUGCUUCUCUCCGUCUGUACGGGCGUCUGAAACUUCUGGCAGAGUCUGACGCUUGCAACGAAGAUUUGGGAGAGUCGUGGACGGCAGCGCAGGUAUCUCUCGCAGAUGGCUUGGUGCAAUGCCUGGAAAUGUUCAAAAUACCGGAAGAAGAGACGAACCAACCACGCCGAAUGACUGCGGAACUGUUGCGAAGACAUCUUUUACAUAUUCCCGCUCGACAUGACGUGAAUAUGUAUCCCUUUCUGUCGUCCGCGGAGCCUGCAAUUCGGGGUGCCGCUUACGAUCUUCUGCAUCGUUCCAUCCCAGCAGAACAAGAGCACCUUUCGCUACAGCUUGCCCUGGAACAGAAAGUCGCCCAUCUUCCAAAUGAACUGCUGUCCCUCUUAUUAGAUACGCCAGGGGCAUCUGAACUAGGCCCCGGCUCAGUUCGUCAAACCUAUCUGCUUCGCUGGCACCUGGUCUUCGAUCACUUCACGAGGGCGUCAUAUAAACUUCGGGAGCGGUACACCUUAGAUAUCAAAGAACGGGACGUUCUUCCGAGGCUCCUUGAAGUCAUUUGUGAUAUUAGCCGCAUCACUACCAGUCGUCCGGUGGACGCUUCCAAAGCUGACCUGGAAACGUUUCGGCUGGGUUCUGACGAGAUGGACGGGACAGCUGAACGAAGCCUGGCCAUGCACUUGUACUAUUGCUGCCUGUUCUACCUUCCGAGUCUGACAAGGGGGUGGUUCCUCGAGCAGAAAAACAGAGUGAAACUGCCUCUAGAGAGCUGGACACAAAAGUACUUUUCUCCGUCCUUGAUUUCAGCCGCGAUUCGCACAGUCACAGAAUGGGUUGCCAGCCAGCCGCAGGAUGACAGCGAGGCCUCGGUGAGUGUCAAAGCAUCUCUCGGAGGAUCUGAAGUGGUAGCGUCGAUCGCCAUCGAUCCUGAGUCGCCUCCUAUUUCUCUGGCAAUCUCCCUCCCCGCCACCUAUCCUCUUGAGUCGCCCACCGUGUCUUCACGCACUCGAGUCGGUGUCUCGGAGAAGAAUUGGCAAUCCUGGCUCCGAACUUUUCAGAUCAUCAUCUUCAGCGAGGGAAGCAUUAUUGAGGGCCUAGUAGCAUUUCGACGCAACGUUCAAGGUGCCCUGAAAGGGCAAAGUGAGUGUGCCAUUUGCUACAGCAUCAUCGGCACGGAUAUGCAGACACCGAACAAGAGAUGUGGGACUUGCCGCAACACUUUCCAUGGCACAUGCCUCUUCAGGUGGUUCAAAAGCUCCAACAGCUCCAGUUGUCCGUUGUGUCGGAACAAUUUCAACUACGCCUGA
Messenger RNA from Capronia epimyces CBS 606.96, 4791 nucleotides. RefSeq lists its product as uncharacterized. The record is from RefSeq and is a predicted model, not a curated record. Gene Ontology annotation, biological process: ribosome-associated ubiquitin-dependent protein catabolic process; rescue of stalled cytosolic ribosome. Bases 1 to 4791 code for a protein of 1596 amino acids. Gene Ontology annotation, cellular component: cytosol; RQC complex. The transcript is spliced from 2 exons. Gene Ontology annotation, molecular function: ubiquitin protein ligase activity; zinc ion binding; ribosomal large subunit binding. Lineage: Eukaryota; Fungi; Ascomycota; Eurotiomycetes; Chaetothyriales; Herpotrichiellaceae.